AUGGUUUAUGGCCAAAAUGCAGUCAUGCCAAUAGAGUUUGAGAACAAAACUCUAUGUACUGCAACAAAACUUGGUAAUGAACUCUCAGAAGCACAGAAGGAAAGAAUAUUACAACUCAAUCAAUUAGAUGAAUUGAGGAAAUUUGCCUUGCAAAAUAUAAUUCUAAUUCAACAACACUGUAUGAAAUGGCAUGAUAAGUAUAUCAAAACCAAACCAUUUCAUUCCAGUGACUGGGCUUUGUUAUAUGAUUCCAAGUAUAAAGACAACCUCAAUAAAUUACAAACACAGUGGCUUGGUCCAUAUGAAAUUGAACAAGUGUUUGCUAAUGGAGUGGUCAAACUUGCAACUAUUGAAAAUGCAAGAUUCAAACUGCUAGUCAAUGGCCACCGUCUUCAUCUAUAUCACAAGCCCAAUAAUAAGGAGGAUUUUAUGCAACAAUUUGAAGGACUUUACAAUCCUCCUGAAACCACUGAUGGUGACCCUCUGGGUUCACCAUCUAUUUGA
Messenger RNA from Cryptomeria japonica (Japanese cedar), 504 nucleotides. RefSeq lists its product as uncharacterized. The transcript has a single exon. The coding region runs from base 1 to 504 and encodes 167 amino acids. Lineage: Eukaryota; Viridiplantae; Streptophyta; Pinopsida; Cupressales; Cupressaceae. The record is from RefSeq and is a predicted model, not a curated record.